Messenger RNA from Prosopis cineraria, 1266 nucleotides. RefSeq names its product presenilin-like protein At2g29900. Gene Ontology annotation, biological process: protein processing. The record is from RefSeq and is a predicted model, not a curated record. The transcript is spliced from 2 exons. Gene Ontology annotation, molecular function: aspartic endopeptidase activity, intramembrane cleaving. Gene Ontology annotation, cellular component: nucleus; membrane. NCBI's taxonomy places the organism in Eukaryota, Viridiplantae, Streptophyta, Magnoliopsida, Fabales, Fabaceae. Bases 218 to 1171 code for a protein of 317 amino acids.
AAGCUGCUGGACGUCGUUUUGGUUCCACCAAUCCAUUAGUCAGCCGUAGUCACUAGUCAGUGCCAAGGAACCAAAACCGGAGACAUUACGAUCCUGGAAAUCCUGACCGGCGAAUACAUCAGCCCAAACACUCUGUGAUUCGAAGAAAGCCUGAAUCCUUUCGGUCUUUGACUUCUCCUAUGGCCCAAAUCCGAAGAUCUCAGGCGUUCUUGACACUAUGGGGGAAGAAAUUGUUAGAAUCGUUGCACCUGUAUCGCUCUGUAUGGUUUUGGUUGUAAUCCUGGUCUCAAUUCUUAAUAGCAGCUCUUCUUCACAAUCGAUCUCAAGCAUAGCCACCAUAGCAUAUAAUGAGACCAGCACAGACUCUUCCUGGGACAAAUUCGUAGCAGUCCUGCUGCCUAUUGGACCACUAAGGCUUUUGGUGGAGCUUGCAAUAUCGAGAGACGAAGAAAUCCCAGCAUUGGUUUAUGAGGCUAGGCCAGUAAAUUCUGAAAAUGUAGACCCAAGGGUUGGUGUGACUCAGAGGCGGGUAUGGAGGGAUAGGAGGAUUGAGAAUUCAAAUCAUCAAACUGAUUCCAACCUGAGUGAUGGAUCCAACCCCACUCUGAAUGCCAAUUCUAUUUUGAAUUCAAAUUUAAAUGGCAGUAAUUCGGAUGGAACUCACAAUGCAGCAAAUAUGGUUAUGGAAAAUGCUGUCUCGAAUCCAAGUUUUAAUUCUAAUACUUCUUAUGGCAUCUGUUCUGACAGAAGUUUAGUCAAAGCGGAAGAAGGACAAAUUCAGGAAACUGAUUCAGAGCUUUCUGCUCCUCUACUUGAUCAUGGGAUGAAUGUCCAGUUAAAUACAGCAGCAGAAGCAGUGUCAAAUGAGAAUUUGAUGUUAGAGGGAAUGGGACUGGCGUCAUCUGGUGCAAUCAAGUUAGGGUUGGGAGAUUUCAUCUUCUAUAGUGUUUUGGUUGGCAGGGCAGCAAUGUACGAUUUUAUGACAGUAUAUGCAUGCUAUCUUGCUAUUAUUGCUGGUCUGGGAAUCACUUUGAUGUUUUUGGCACUAUAUCAGAAAGCCCUCCCUGCUCUUCCAGUCUCAGUAACAUUGGGAGUGUUGUUUUAUUUUUUAACCAGGCUCUUGCUUGAGGUAUUUGUGGUAGAAUGCUCCUUGAAUCUCUUGAUGUUCUAAAUAAAGUUGACUAUAUUACUUGAAUUUGGAAGUUGACUAUGAAAUAUAUUCUAUCAUUCCAUGAAUAUAUACUACGUUUAAAAUUCUGUGCUUAA